Cylindrotheca closterium is the source of this 720-nucleotide messenger RNA. The record is from the annotation of a GenBank genome assembly. Lineage: Eukaryota; Bacillariophyta; Bacillariophyceae; Bacillariales; Bacillariaceae.
AUGAGAUCUCAACAGGUGCUUCUUUUGUGCCUACACCUCACAGCUUCAGGUGUGAAUUCCUUCACUUCCCAAGAAUCAGUUGCCAUCAAGAAUCGAACGCCCUUAUACGGAAAAACAAAUGACCAAGAGGUUUCGUCAUACAGUGAUACCGAUGCUGCAAGUAAAGGCUUCGUAUCUGCACUGACCAAUGUAUUCAAUGCGGCUGCUGGUCCCUCUGAGGACAACAGCAUAAGAAAACAAAAGGCUUCGCCAAAGAACGUGGAAGAACUCCAAUCUCGGAUCCGUGACGACUAUGAAAUCAACAACUAUCUAUGGACGGGCAAGUUGGAUUUGGACUGUUUUACGGACAGUUGCAGAUUCACGGAUCCAACAUUGACCUUUCAGGGUACCGACAAGUUUAAACAAAAUACUGAUAGUUUGAUUCCCCUGGUCGAAAGGUUUGUCGAGAAUUAUCAAUCUAUUCUCUUGGACAUUCGACGGACAGAUGAAUACAUUGAAACAAGGUGGAAUAUGGUGGGUGAAUUGAAUGGUCUCUUUUGGAAGCCAGAAAUAAAUGUGAUAGGUAGAACGAAGUUCUGGUUCAAUCCUAAAGAUUAUCUGGUUUACUUCUAUGACGAAAGUUGGGAAGUACCAGCUUUCCAAGCGUUAUUGCAACUUGUCACGCCGGCAAAAACCUUUCCUAACUCUUCUGCACCGAAAGAAGAAACGAAAGAGCAAUGA